Drosophila biarmipes is the source of this 1016-nucleotide messenger RNA. Its product is annotated as microfibril-associated glycoprotein 4. Bases 18 to 971 code for a protein of 317 amino acids. The transcript has 2 exons. The record is from RefSeq and is a predicted model, not a curated record. Lineage: Eukaryota; Metazoa; Arthropoda; Insecta; Diptera; Drosophilidae.
AUUCUUCAGUGGUCAUCAUGGUGAAGUCCAUCCCCGUGAUUUUGCUUUCCUGCUUGCUCUUAGUGGAGCUGACUUUUGGCAGUGGGAAUCCAGUGCCUCGAAUAACCACGGGAGAAGUGCCUGAAGACUUUGUAUCCACGGUCAACACUUUGGUGCAUCUGCUAAAUGUAAAAAAUGAUAAAAUUAAGGACGCUUUGGAGACCCUAAGGGGAAAAGAUAAGAUCAUAAGUGACAACAACGCAGAGCUCGAGAGGAAAGACAAAAUAAUCCAGAGCUUGGAAGAUCAUAUCAGAUCCGUCACCGAAGAGCUGUCUGAGGUGACCGAUCAACUACUGACCUCCAACGGCACCGACCGAUGCCCCACCGGCAGUCCAAGUGGCCUCUACAAAGUGAAGAUUCCCGGAUUAAAGAGCUUCGAGGCUGCCUGCAACGAGCAGGGCUGGAUGACGAUCCAAAGGCGCGUCGAUGGAUCUGUGAACUUCACUCGCGACUGGAAUGGUUACAAGAAUGGCUUCGGAGAUGUGCGCAAGGAGUUCUUCAUCGGCCUGGAAAAACUACACCGGCUGACAGAGCAACGGCCCUGCGAACUCAACAUUACCAUUGAGGACGCCAAUGGAACCACGUCCUAUGCACAUUACAAUGAUUUCAAAGUCGGCGAUGAGGCGUCAAUGUAUGAGCUACUCAGUUUGGGCUCCUUCGAAGGCUCGGCCGGGGACUCCCUGAUUUGGAACACGAAAAAGAAGUUCUCCACCUUCGACCAGGACAAUGACCUGGUUGCCAGAAACUGCGCCCAGACGCACAGUGCUGGCUGGUGGUUCGCCGAGUGUGGAUAUAGUUCUCUUAAUGGAGUCUACAGUACAAGCGGCACUGCUCCUGAGGCAAAUGGAAUUCAUUGGGGCACCGCUCACGGCUACAACUACAGGGUUUCGCUGAUCUUCACUGAAAUGAUGAUAAGGCCUAGAACCUUUUAGUUUAAAACAAGGAUUAAAUAAAUAAAAAUUAACGAGUUGCACUUA